Saxophila tyrrhenica is the source of this 942-nucleotide messenger RNA. RefSeq lists its product as uncharacterized. The transcript is spliced from 2 exons. The record is from RefSeq and is a predicted model, not a curated record. The coding region runs from base 1 to 942 and encodes 313 amino acids. NCBI's taxonomy places the organism in Eukaryota, Fungi, Ascomycota, Dothideomycetes, Mycosphaerellales, Extremaceae. Gene Ontology annotation, molecular function: oxidoreductase activity.
AUGAAGUACAACCCAGAAAGAGACAUACCUGAUCUCUCCGGCAAGGUGAUCCUCAUCACUGGAGGUACCGCUGGCAUUGGCAAAGCCGCUGUCUUUGAGCUUGCGAAACACAGCCCAGAACAGAUAUACUUCACUGGUCGCAACGCUCAAGCUGGAGCUGGAAUCAUUGCAGAGGCGAAGCAGUCUUCACCGCGAUGUGCUGUUACUUUCAUCAAGUGUGACCUUUCCGCUUCGCGAGAGGACAUCCGGAACAGCAUCCAAGAUCAAUUCAAGUCAUCACGCUUGGACAUACUGAUCGCAAACGCUGGCAUCAUGGCGGUUCCGCCCGCCCUGGGUGCCGAGGGAUUCGAGAUACAGUUCACCAGCAAUUAUCUCGGCCACGCCAUCCUGUUGAAACUACUGCGUCCCCUCAUGGUCAAGACUGCAAAGAGUAGUCCAGACUCUGACGCGCGUCUGGUUAUGUUGAGCUCGUUCGGCCACACGGUGCAUCUUCCUGGCGGUAUCGACUUCGACAGCCUCCGCACACCUGAUGCUGGGACAGCCUUGCAGCGCUAUGGCCAAAGUAAGCUCGCAGACAUCCUCCUCGCGAAGAGCAUGGCGAAGCAUUAUCCGCAGAUCACCAGCGUUUCGGUACAUCCAGGGCUCGUGCGAACAAAUCUGGCAGACAACGUUGAGCCAUCCUUCAUGUUCAGCAUCCUGACAUCAUUGACCUGGACGCCAUUGUACUCCUCAGCAGAGCAGGGAGCGUACAACGCGCUCUGGGCGGCAACAGCGCCGAAGGGGAGCGUGGAAAAUGGUGCGUACUAUGACCCAGUAGGAAAGAAGGCAGGAAAGAAAGGUCAGACUUCGGGUUUGGCUGAUGCUGGUCGAGACAAGGAUCUGGCGGAGAGGCUGUGGAAGUGGACUGAAGAUGAAUUGAAGGGGUUGGAAGACUUAUCGUAG